Messenger RNA from Sorghum bicolor (sorghum), 822 nucleotides. RefSeq names its product glutathione S-transferase U17. The transcript is spliced from 2 exons. Lineage: Eukaryota; Viridiplantae; Streptophyta; Magnoliopsida; Poales; Poaceae. Gene Ontology annotation, cellular component: cytoplasm. Gene Ontology annotation, molecular function: glutathione transferase activity. The record is from RefSeq and is a predicted model, not a curated record. Gene Ontology annotation, biological process: glutathione metabolic process. Bases 53 to 760 code for a protein of 235 amino acids.
ACAGCAAAUCUGAUCCUGUGGCAAGUAAGUUAGAACAUAGUGUAGGACACAAAUGGCAUCAGGCAGCGAAGAGAAAGCGGCGGCGGUGCGUGUGAUCGGCGGGUGGGCGUGCCCCUACGCCAUCCGCGUGUUCGCGGCGCUCAAGCUCAAGGGUGUCGAGUACGAGUUCCUGCAGGAGCCGGCAGGCAGGAAGAGCGAGCUGCUGCUCAAGUCCAACCCGGUCUACAAGAAGAUUCCGGUCCUGCUCCACCAUGGCAACCCCAUCUGUGAGUCCAUGAUCAUCAUCCAGUAUAUCGAUGAGGUGUGGGCCUCUUACCAGCCGGCCAUCCUUCCGACUGACCCGUACGCGCGUGCCAACGAACGGUUCUGGGCUCAGUACGUUGAUGACAAGAUUGCCCCAGCAUUCCUUGUCCUGAGAGGGCUCACCAACGGAGACAAGGACGAAGCAGCAGCGCAAGUGUCCACUGCCCUAGAGCAUCUGGAGGAGGCUUUCGUCAAGUGCAGUCAAGGGAAGCACUACUUCGGCGGCGACCGCAUCGGCUUCCUCGACCUCGUUCUCGGCUCACACCUUGGCUGGUUCAAGGCAGUGGAGAAGAUCUCUGGUACCAAGCUCCUCAAAGAAGCCAAGUACCCUGAAAUCACAGCAUGGGCAGACCGCUUCUGCGCUCACCACGCUGUGAAAGACGUCAUGCCUGAAACCGACAGGCUCGUAGAGUUCAGCACCAAUUCUGCCUUGAAGGCUAAACCUAGUAGCAAUUAAGUUAAGUGUGUUUAUGGUUUACCACUGUAGUGUAUUGCGGAAUAAUAAUCACGAUGUGUCUU